CCGCCGCGGGCGGGGCCUGCGCGCUCCGGCCAAUCAGCAGAGCGCGGGGCGCGGCCGGCAGCGCGGGGAAGAUGGCGGAGGGCGGCGCGGGGAAGCGGCCCCGGGGCGCGCAGGUUGAGGACAGGAAGGUGGACUGGCGGCGCUGGAAGCAGGAGAGGAAAGCAGAGACGAAGAAAUGGAAGGAGAUGAAGCUGCUGAAGAAACUGGACAAACAGCGGAUGCGAGAGCUGGCAGAACAGCAAGCCCAGACGCAGGAGGAGCAGAAGGAAGACAGAGGCCAGCAGCACACGCUGAGCGUGGCCCUGCCCGGCUCCAUCCUGAACAACGCGCAGUCGCCGGCGCUGCGCUCGUACCUGGCCGGGCAGAUCGCGCGCGCCUGCGCCAUCUUCCGCGUGCACGAGGUCGUGGUGUUCGACGAGCACGGCGAGGACGUGAGGAGCGUGGAAGGGGAUUUUGAAGGAGUUGGGAAGAAAGGCAAGGCUUGUGUGCAGCUGGCUCGGAUCCUGCAGUACUUGGAGUGCCCUCAGUACUUGAGGAAAUCCUUUUUUCCGAAACACGAGGAUCUGCAGUUUGCAGGGCUGCUGAACCCCCUGGACAGCCCCCACCACAUGCGCAUGGACGAGGACUCGGAGUACCGGGAGGGCGUCGUGCUGGACCGGCCCUCGAAGCCAGGCAGAGGCUCUUUUGUUAACUGUGGGAUGAGGAAGGAGGUGCAGAUUGACAAACAGCUGAACCCUGGUCUGCGAGUCACUGUGCGCCUGCAGGAGCCCCAGAAUCCAGAAGCCAAAGUGCGGAAGGGCACCGUGGUGUCCUCGCACCACCCCUGGACAGUCUCGGGCUUGUACUGGGGUUACAGCGUCCGCCUGGCCUCCUGCUUGAGUGCUGUCUUUUCCGAGUGCCCAUUCAAGGAAGGUUAUGAUCUCUCUAUUGGGACCUCAGAGCGGGGCAGCUCCGUGGACCAGGUCACUCUGCCCUCCUUCAGGCAUGCCCUUGUUGUAUUUGGAGGCCUUGAGGGCUUGGAAGCUGGGGUUGAUGUGGACCCAAACCUGGAGGUCACCGACCCAAGCGUCUUGUUUGACUUCUACCUGAACACGUGUCCCAGCCAAGGCAGCAGAACCAUCCGGACAGAGGAAGCGCUGCUGAUCUCUCUGUCUGCGUUGAGACCACACAUUGAGGAGGCUGUGAAGACACCCAAAGACAGCUGAGGGAAGGGAAACCACUGACCUUGCCCGUGGGGAGGCAGCUCUUCAAAUGUGCUGGGCAAGUACUCCAGGAGCUUGGAGGGACAAAGGCUGGAGUGACUGGAGCUGGCAGCACUGCCCAGCUGUGGGGACCCAGGUCAAAGAGUGACACUCCUGUGAACACAGUGGUCUCACACAUAAGCAGUUGCAGGCACAUGUCAAUGACACAGGUUAUACUGGUGUCACCCAGUUCAGCUGCCCUUUUUUCCUUACAUGUACUCCCUUGGCCCUCGGAUCUGCCCCUUUCCCCCUUUUAAAACCCUGUGUCCUCAGCCCCAUUUGGUGUUUGUGCCUGGGCCCUCUUCAAUGCAAUAAACUGCAUUUCGAGCUCUA
Messenger RNA from Passer montanus (Eurasian tree sparrow), 1574 nucleotides. It is a transcript of the gene SPOUT1, whose product is annotated as SPOUT domain containing methyltransferase 1. The coding region runs from base 72 to 1205 and encodes 377 amino acids. The transcript has 12 exons. Gene Ontology annotation, cellular component: kinetochore; spindle pole centrosome; mitotic spindle. Gene Ontology annotation, molecular function: miRNA binding. Lineage: Eukaryota; Metazoa; Chordata; Aves; Passeriformes; Passeridae. The record is from RefSeq and is a predicted model, not a curated record. Gene Ontology annotation, biological process: miRNA processing; maintenance of centrosome location.